GGCACCCUCGCGCCGAGACCCAGAGCCUGUGCUCGCCAUGAAGCGGCCCAGGGAGCCGAGCGGGUCUGACAGCGAGUCCGACGGACCCAUCGACGUGGGCCGCGAGGGCGAGCUGAGCCAGAUGGCCAGGCCGCUGUCCACCCCCAGCCCUUCGCAGAUGCAAGCCAGGAAGAAACGCAGAGGGAUCAUAGAGAAACGGCGCCGAGACCGCAUCAACAGCAGCCUUUCUGAGUUGCGACGCUUGGUCCCCACCGCCUUUGAGAAACAGGGCUCCUCCAAGCUGGAGAAGGCCGAGGUCCUGCAGAUGACAGUGGACCACUUGAAAAUGCUCCAUGCCACUGGUGGGACAGGAUUCUUUGAUGCCCGAGCCUUGGCAGUGGACUUCCGCAGCAUCGGUUUUCGGGAGUGCCUCACCGAGGUCAUCAGGUACCUGGGGGUCCUGGAAGGGCCAAGCAGCCGUGCAGACCCCGUCCGGAUUCGUCUUCUCUCGCACCUCAACAGCUAUGCAGCCGAGAUGGAGCCUUCUCCCACGCCCGCUGGCCCCCUGGCCUUCCCUGCCUGGCCCUGGUCCUUCUUCCAUAGUUGUCCAGGGCUGUCAGCCCCGAGCAACCAGCUCACUAUCCUGGGAAGAGUGCCCGGUCCCAUCCUGCCCAGCGCCCCCUCUCUCACUUACCCCCUCCAGGCCCUCCGAACCGCUCCUGUGCGGAGAGCCACUGGCACCAUCCUGCCAGCCCGCAGGAAUUUGCUGCCCAGUCGAGGGGCAUCUUCCAUGCGGAGGGCCCGUCCCUUGGAGAGACCAGCUGCCCCCCUGCCUGUAGCCCCCGGCAUCAGGGCUGCCAGGAGCAGCCACACAACACCCCUCCUACGAUCUUCUUCCCCUGUACCUCCUGGCAUUGUGGGGUCCCCUGCUUAUGUGGCUGUUCCUGCCCCCAGGCCCUCUUCCCCAGGGGCAGCUGGGAGGCCAGCAGGAGCUGGGCCCUGCCACUCCUGGGUCUCUGAAAUCACUGAAAUCGGGGCUUUCUGAGCUGGCUUCUCCCCAGGAGCGAGGAGGGUUCUUUUUCCAGGAGCUCUAAAAACAGUGCUGUCUUCUGCCCUGCUUCCUGACCUGGCUCCUGUCUGUGAUGGCAUUUCCCUCACCCAUCAGAAGCCCCUUCCUCCUUUGGCCCACCUCCCCUCCUCACUGCCCAUACCAGCUUGUCGACCCAGCUCUCCUGGAGCUGUUCUGAUCUUAGAGGCCUGGUCUCAUUUCUUACCUGGGACAAAUAAGUCCUGGGAGGGCCCCGACAAGCUUUGCCCAGACCCUUUCCUGCCCUGGCACACAGAGAGCAGCAGGCACGAAUCUAAGGUCUGGGAACAAAGCUUGACCCUAAAAGGCACAACAGCCUCAGGCCGGCUGCUUGUCUAGAGAGUUCAGAAUCCAGCUUGUGCAGUGACUGGUUCAGCCUUCCCAGGCCCCCAGGGCCAGGACAUAGUGUCUGCCUCACUUCCGGAGACAGUAACAGAGCAGGGGCCACAAAGUGGUCUCUGGGAACCCCCGUCUGCCCCUGUCCACCCCACCGCAGUGGGCCACAGGACAGGAACCCCCAUCCACCGCAGCCAAAGCCUGGGGGUUAGGGGCCCAGCAUGGCCUGCUCGGGUGUUCUGCCCCACUGCAGACCCCUCCCCUCCGGCUAAGCCACAGUUCCCUGCAUAGAGACUGGGAGGUUUCUGGGCAGCAGUAAGACUCCAAAACAGGGGGUCCUUACCAGCAGGCCUAGGACAGCACUCCCAGACAAGAGCCGGGUUUGAGCGGAGAACACAGCUCCCUGCCUCUCACUCCGUCACCAUCCUCCAGAUGCUUGGUCCCUGUUGGGUGCACAGUGUGGAGGGUCACGUUCCCAUGUGAUGGCGCCCCAGGAGGAGCCCUCUUGGGAUUCAGCACCAGACAUUUGUGCUGCCUGGUUUGCAUCCGGCUCACAGAGCCCAGACUGUGGGACAGCCAAGGGCUGUCAGGCUGGACAAAAAUAACUGCAAGGAGGGACGAGAGGAAGGACAGUCAGAGGCAGUUCGGCCCUUCAAGGUCACACGGUGGGUCAAGGGCCUGAGAUCCUGUUCACCCAGGAUACCAUGCAGCUGGCUCUGCUCAGAGGCCGUUUCAUGACCCAGCUCCAGCCCUGGCCACUUGUCCUCUAGCAGAGGGAGCAAAUGGCCUGGCCCCCAUUCCCAGUGGAACAGCAGAGAUCAGACAAGAUCGGGGCAGACCCCGGAAUAACGUUCAGCUGGACCCGUGUUGCCGGACCUGUUGUUGAAAUGUAUAGCCACGUCUGUGCUUGCUGGCAGAUAUCUGCUUCCCUUGAGGGCUCCCAAAUGCCCUCCUGCCCCGUGUGGCUUUCCCCCAGGACCCUGCGCUGAUCAAUGCCAGGCUGACCAGAGGCUACAGCGUCCUCUGGCCGGCAAUUCCUUGGUGCUUAUUUGCGCUGGUUGGUAAAUACUUCUUUCGAAUGUCACCCCUGGGAAGAUUCUUUCACUCCCGCCCUUUGAUGGGACUACCCUCCCCAGAGACUAAAUUGAGGAGAUCCUUGGGCUCAGACAUAGAAUUUGCUAAAACCCCGGUGAAAGGGCCCUUUUGGAGAAAUGGGACAGAGGGCAGAGGUCAUUUAAAUGACCCAGAAAUCUCUUUGGAAAACGCGAAUUCCUCCAAGAGGCAUGAAGAGCUAACAUAUUCCGUGUUCAUUCAGAUUUCUGUGCUUCUGGAUGCGUCUGAGACGUGCAGCCUCAGGGAGCGAGGGCAGAAUCUCAGGGAGUGGGUCACCAGCCAGGAGGGCUCCUAAGGGAGACAGGGAGGGCAGGGCAAGUCAGCAGGCUCCCAGGAGUUGGGAGAGGGGGGCAGGGGGACUCAAGAAGCAGAAGGCAGAGCCCCACUUCACCUUUGUCACAGAGGGUGGGAAGAACGGCUGCUGUUCCUAAUCUUUCUCCAUCCCCCCACCCCCACCCCGGGGCUCUCCCUGCUCCCAGGAUACCAGGUCUGGGCUCCAGCCCCGCAGUUUUGGCAACUUCAUAACCUGAGAAGAUGGGAAACCCAUUCCCACAUUUCCAGGACCCAAUUGCAGAAGAAUCUGUUGACACCAUUGAAUGAGUUGGAAACGGCCCAGAACUUUCAGCAUCUGAGUUGAUCUUGGGUUCAUUUUCCCCAAGAGAUGGCGGGUGGGAAAGGUGACUAUGUAUUCGUUUUUGUGGUUGAGGACUUGUAUCUUCUGUUUCUAUUCCCAAGCCUUUCUGGCGUCCCCGACUCCUACCCCCUUGCUGGGGCUGUAGCAGGCAUCCAAUAAAGUUGUUUCAGUUCUUCUAAAAA
This is a messenger RNA of Enhydra lutris kenyoni (northern sea otter), 3331 nucleotides long. RefSeq names its product hes related family bHLH transcription factor with YRPW motif-like (gene HEYL). Gene Ontology annotation, biological process: regulation of neurogenesis; Notch signaling pathway; anterior/posterior pattern specification. Gene Ontology annotation, molecular function: protein dimerization activity; RNA polymerase II cis-regulatory region sequence-specific DNA binding; DNA-binding transcription factor activity, RNA polymerase II-specific. Gene Ontology annotation, cellular component: nucleus. Lineage: Eukaryota; Metazoa; Chordata; Mammalia; Carnivora; Mustelidae. The transcript has 5 exons. The record is from RefSeq and is a predicted model, not a curated record. The coding region runs from base 38 to 1024 and encodes 328 amino acids.